Molecule: messenger RNA, 8541 nt
Organism: Patiria miniata (bat star)
Lineage: Eukaryota; Metazoa; Echinodermata; Asteroidea; Valvatida; Asterinidae
Exons: 51
Coding region: 1-8541 (2846 amino acids)
Biological process (GO): cell-matrix adhesion
Molecular function (GO): protein binding; calcium ion binding
Source: RefSeq, a predicted model, not a curated record
AUGCGUCGUCGACGUAGAGCGACUGAGAUGCUGCUAGCUGCAUUGUCUAUAGCUGCAGUCAUAGUCCCAUCCUCGGAUGCUCAAGAAAUCCAAAAUUUAACCAUCGCAGGAAAUGCAUCAACACGAAUAAUUUCACCCAACUUCCCGUUCACGUAUCCAAACAAUGCCGACAAGACGUGGAUCAUCCGUACUGAGGAGAAUCACAAGAUUGCCAUCACCUUCGUUGAGUUUAGGGUCGAUACUUGGCGUGGCGGCGACUACAUCCAGACUGGCGACGGUACAAAUGUUACUGCGAACCAGUUCUUCGAGGAGAAUGGGUUUACGCUCCCGCCCAACCUGCUGUCCAAUGGGAAUGAGAUGUGGAUGCGAUUCAUCACCGACUACCAGCGGGGUGCUUCUGGGUUUAUGCUGGCGGCUUCCAGUGUUCCCUCGACAGAAAUGUUGACCUGUUCUCGUACUGAAUUUGACUGUGGACAGUACUGCAUCCGUGGCACCCUGCAGUGUGACCGUGUAAAUGACUGCUUUGAAGGAACGGAUGAACUAAAUUGCGACGAGGACCGCAUCGUCUACAUUGGAGGAUCCGAAACAGCUGAGCUUGCUUCGACUAGAUACCCGAGCUCGUACGUCAAUGACAUCCAGAUAACGUGGAUCAUCCGAACCGAAGAAGCUCGCAAGAUCAGCAUUUCCUUUACCCAGUUUUAUACCCAGUAUUUGAAUGACGUCUUCCAGGCCGGUGAUGGCAACAAUAGCACCCACAAUGUGUUCUUCCAGUGGAGUGGGAGCAGAAAUCCGCCCGAUCUGCUGUCAGCUGGAAAUACCAUGUGGCUUCGGUUCACUGCUGACAAAAGUUACCAAUAUCAAGGGUUUCUACUUACAGCACGCAGCGUACCUGCCUCUGACAAUUUGACAUGUUCCCCUUACCAGUUUGACUGUGGGCAUUAUGUGUGUAUCGCCUCUUCCUGGCAGUGUGAUGACGUGUCAGACUGUUUUGAUGGACGCGAUGAACUAGGCUGUGACGAGGACCGUCUCGUUUACAUUGGAGCAUCCGAAACAGCUGAGCUUGCCUCGACUGGAUACCCCAGCGCGUACGACAAUGACAUCCAGAUAACGUGGAUCAUCCGAACCGAAGAAGCUCGCAAGAUCCGCAUUUCCUUUAGCCGGUUUUCUACCGAGUAUUGGUAUGAUGUCUUGCAGGCCGGUGAUGGCAACAAUAGCACCCACAAUGUGUUUUUCCAGUGGAGUGGGUACAGAAACCCGCCCGAUCUGCUGUCAGCUGGUAAUACCAUGUGGCUUCGGUUCACUGCCGAUGAAAAUAAUAGAUAUUCAGGGUUUCUGCUGACAGCACGCAGCGUACCUGCCUCUGACAAUUUGACAUGUUCCCCUUACCAGUUUGACUGUGGGCAUUCUGUGUGUAUCGCCUCUUCCUGGCAGUGUGAUGAUGUACCGGACUGUUUUGAUGGACGCGAUGAACUAGGCUGUGGUACUCAUGAAAUAUUCCUCCGUGCCAGUGAAACAGCCACCAUACACAUUUCAUCUAUUCAUAUCAACUCCAUGUGGCUCAUUCAGACUGCGGAAGACCAGAAGGUUCUCAUCACUUAUCACACCGGUUACCUCCGCUUGAGUGGAUCCUACGUAUUGCAAGCCGGUGAUGGUGACGAUAGUACCAACAACGCAAGUGUCUUUUUUGAAUGGAGCAGAGAGUCUAGCUAUAAUGAACAUAUACCCCCAGACCUGCUGUCAGACGGGAAUAAGCUGUGGGUUACCUUCGAGCACGGAAAGUCGUUUAACGCAUACUUCUUAGACAUACUGGCUACGAGCGUCCCGUUAACUGAAUCUCUGACCUGUUCCUUGGGUGACGUGGAUUGCGGCCAUUCGGUCUGCCUCAGCCACGCCUUGCAGUGUGAUACCAUCUCAGACUGCGUAGAUGGCAAUGAUGAGUUGGACUGCGAUAAAGACCGUUUGCUGAUUAUUCCGGCCAAUGAGACAGCCCGCAUUUGUUCGACAUUAUAUCCAGUCAACUACCCCAUCAACCUCAAUAUCACUUGGAUCGUCCAAACCGAAGUGGGUUGGAAGAUUCGCAUUAAAUUCUCCAGCUUUGCAAUCUCUACUUACACGUACUACGGUGGUGAUGUUCUCCAUGCAGGAGAUGGUAGCAUUGCAGCCAACACUGAUUUUUUUAAGUGGCAUGGGUCUAGAAUGCCUCCCGAUCUUCUAUCCACUGGCAGUGACAUGUGGCUUCGAUUUAUCUCUGACGAGUAUUACAGCGGCUCUGGAUUUUUUUUAGUGGUUUCUUCUGUACCUUCUUCAGAAAUGUUGACGUCGUGCUCCCCAAGUGACUUUGACUGUGGUCAUCACUCUGUCUGCAUCCCUGACAUUUGGAAAUGUGACGGCCAAGUCGAUUGCUUGUUAGUUGCAGAGGGUGACGAGCACAACUGUCACAACGAUCGUGUUGUGUUCCUUGGGGCAAUGGAAAUAGCCGAGCUGGGGUCUACAAACUAUCCAUGGUAUUCAUAUAACAUUGAGAUUACAUGGAUCAUCCACACCGACGAAGACCGCAAGAUUCGCGUCAGAUUCUCCGACUUCCAAACCGAACAUCUGACUGACUUUGUCCAGGCAGGAGACGGCAACAGGAGCACAGACAACGCCUUUUUCCGAUGGAGUUGGCACAAGCUUCCGCCUGAUCUGCUUUCCAGCGGUUCGGUGAUGUGGCUUACUUUCAAAUCAGAUGGCAGUUACAAUGGACGCGGAUUUUUGUUGUCUGUCGCCAGCGUGCCAGCUACAGAUCGCAAUUUAUUUCUCGGUGCGAACGAAAACACCCGGAUUACAUCUCCGUUUUAUCCAAGCAUCUACCCGAGAAACCUGAAAACAACCUGGACCAUACAGACAGAGGCGAAUCGAAGGGUUCUAGUCACUUUUCAUAGUUUUUCAGGUUCUCAGGGCGGCACAUUCAAGGCAGGUGACAGCGGCGCUAACGACACGUUCUUUGUUUCCCACCUGUGGAGGUUUCCACCAAAUCUACUCUCCGAUAACCGGACAAUGUGGUUCAGUUUGGAAACUGGCAAGAAUAACACCAUUCCAUGUUCGUGGCGCAACUUUGAUUGCGGUCACUCUGUCUGCAUUGAUGGGAGUUGGCGAUGUGACGGUCAACUGGACUGUUUUGACGACAAUGAUGAAGAAAAUUGCGAUAGCUGUUUCGGUCGAUGCUUUUCAGACGGACCUCGGACCGGUGAUUGUUGGUGCGACGCUGCGUGCGAGCUGAGCAGAGACUGCUGUUCAGACUACAAUGAGCACUGCUUGGGAGGACUGAUCCCACUUACCGCACAACCAGAUGUCGAUGAAUGUAACCCGGAUGCGCCGUUGCACAACUGCGACGACAAUGCAAUCUGCAAUGAUACCUUCGAAAGCUUCACAUGCACCUGCAGACCUGGAUAUGAAGGGAACGGCGUGUAUUGCAUAGAUGUGGAACCGCCCAGCAUCACUUGCCCUGCUCACUUCACAGUCUACACAGACUGCAGGAAGAGCUACUCAACGGUCUCCUUGCCCGACGUCCAGUCUGCAUCCGACAACUCCGGCCAGUAUACCAUCAGCAUAAACAUUGGCGGCUCGAUAUACGAGGUGGGCGACACCACGACUCUCAGUCUGGGAGCAUCACCUCACAUGGUGCGCUACACCGCUACUGACAAUUCCUACGCUGCACACUGUUAUACAUACGUGACGGUGGCAGAAGUUUCAGAUGGAACAUUCUGUGAAGAAACCGGAUCCCCACCAAACUGCAUCUGUAAGUCAAACGAAGGGCUCGACUGCACUUGUUUCUACAAAAACUGUGGUCAUGACUGUUCUCAAUCCGCUGAGGGAGUGGAAUGUACAGGACCAGGCAAACCAUAUCCAAACUGCACAGAUGUUGAUCUUUGCGAUCCUGGAUACUCAGGACCACGCUGUGACAGCGACAGUAACACUCUGCAGUGUCCAGAAGUUGACAACCGUUGUCUUGCUGAUGGACUGUCGUCCGUAGAAAUUAGUUGGUCGCUCGGCCCUCCGGGUACUAGCUCCGACGUUACUUGCACAGAUUCCUUGGAUGGAGCCACUGUGGAGACUACCGGGGGUGUGUUUGGUGUUGGCAUGCACCACGUGGUCUGCUCCUCGGCAGAUAAUGCCUUCCCAGACUGCCUGAUUACUUUCGGUGUUUCAUACUUCCCGUCUCUGACAGUACCUGAAGUCGAUGGGCAGUGCACGGAUCCAGGCAUGAAGACAUCUACAGUGACAUGGACUGAGGUUCAUGCCGUUGACGCUGGUGAAGUCACCAUUGUUUGCACAGAUUCUGGUGAUGGCGUCGGUGUCGGUGUUGCAGGAGGUGUAUUUGGAGUAGGACCGCAUACAAUAACAUGCCGUGCUGUCAAUGAUGUUGGGUGUUCAGAGUCAAAGGACUUCACUUUUAACGUCAUGGAGGGCAAUCUUGUGCCAUUUGGAGAAGAAAUUGGAGACUCCCUGUUGUCAAAAGACGCAGAAAGGCCACACUCAGCAAAGGAUCUGAUAUCACGUACCAUAUAUCCUCCAAACUUCCUUCCCUUCGGCAGCAAGCUAUACGAAAAGAUAUACUUUACCGACAACGGAGUGAUUGUUCUGUCCAACGACCAAAGCCUUGAUAAACGAGCAUUCCCCAGUCCGCAGGGUAAAACUUUCCCCAGUAACAGGACGAUGAUAGCGCCGUUUUGGGCGGAUGUCAAAGCUAACGCCUUCACUGACACAGAUAAUGUGUUUUGGCAGGUGCACGAUCAGUAUGACCCAAAUGUCAACCAGAACAUGCUGGAUGUUGCUAGUCUCAUAGUUUCAGCCAACUACAGUGGUUUUUCAGCAAACUGGGCUCUGUCUAUCACCUGGAGAAAUGUAAAGGCCAUAUCACCCUUAGAAACAAAUACCUUCCAAACCUUGCUAGUGACUGACGGAGUCCGCGCGUUCGUCGUUUUCAAUUACGAUCCCUGCGGCAUGAACUGGGAUACCAGUUUUUUACCCAACAAGAACAUCAUCCAGGGCUACACCUCCGGACUCUUUGGCGAAACUGUGUAUGUAGAUAUACCCGAAGAAUCACAGUUUCGUCCCGGUGGCAUAGUGGGCAACACAGGGAAGACAGGACGCUGGGUCUACCGGCUCGACACCCUCCCGGACGGUUUUGUCAAUCCACGUUUGUCCUGCCACGAUUGGUACCACCGCCAGGUACCGUACCCACUAUUUGCUACCCACUAUCCUCCGUUCGCAGACACGUGCCCAUGCAGUCUGUGGAAUGCCAGAUUUGAUUGGAGAUACACCGAGGUCUCGCGAUCAGUCGUCUUGCCAGAUGAUGGAAAUUCAUAUCCCGCUGUUUGCUACGUCAGGCUUUUCCAGGUUUCAGGAAUUCCUGGUCCACUGUGCUGCUAUAAUCUUUUCGGUCGUGAUCUUGUGUACGACGUCCGAAGUGCCAGGGUCGCGUCUGUCUUUGAGAGGUAUCCACUUGGGCCUAUAUUCUACACGGCCGACUCUUUCGACUUAUGGAAAAGGGAAGAAGUACUUCCACGUCAUUAUUGUUGUCAGAAGUCUACUCUUUGCCACCUGUACAGGACAUGGCGACCUCUAAUGAGUUGCAGGUGGUACAGGCCCCCGGCUUGGGUGUGGUUGUGGGGAGACCCCCAUAUCGUAACGCUUGAUGGACUGGAGUACUCUUUUAAUGGUCUGGGUGAAUACACACUAGCACUCAUCGAGGAUGACGAUGGACAACAACUCUUUGAACUGCAAGGUCGCACACGACAGGCCGUGGAUACGGAGACAGGGGAACUUAGCCAGGCCACUGUCUACUCUGGUUUCGCUGCAGUUUACACAGGAGAAGCAAAGAUUGAGAUCAAGUUAAGUGACGAUGCCAUGAACUUGAUAACGACUGUCAAUGGGACCGUUGUCACACCCACUGCUGAAGGAUUGCAGUUUGACAAUCUUCAGGUAACGAGGGCGGAGAACCCAAUCAAAGUGAGCGUCAUGUAUUCUGAUUACAUCACCUUUUCCGUCGGGGUGAAUAACAGCAUGGCCGACAUCACAGUCCUUUUCAACGAGGACUUCAAAGGCAAAACGAAAGGAAUUCUAGGUGUGUGGGAUGACGACCCAAGCAAUGAUGCUUUGAGGCGCAAUGGCACUUUGCAAACGGGCUCUGGAGACAAUGGAGAGUUGGUGGAGAGAGACCUCUUCGAAUUUGGCGAAACAUGGCGAGUUGUGGAGGAAGACUCUCUGUUCUUCUAUCAGUCUCCUGCUGAAAGCUACGACUCCUUGAACGACCCCAACUUCACUCCAGACUUCCUGCAAGAUUUGAUCGACAAGGCACCGCCAGGAAGAUACGACGAGGCCAAAGCGGUCUGUGGAUCUAGCAGAGAGUGCCUGUUCGACUCCUUGGCUCUGAAUGAUACAAGCAUCGGUAUGGCUACAUCGGCACUCAAUGAGAUGAACAUGGAAAACAUGGCAAUCGCAACCAAUUUCCCACCAAACAUAACACUUGUGGACUCCAUCGAAGUUAUUGUUGGCAAGAACUUCAUCCUGCAACUGGAAGCAGUUGAUCCUGACGGCGAUGACGUCACUUUCGAGUUACUUGAGAUGGUAGCAGGGGCAGCCAUUUCAGCCUCAGGUCGAUUUUCUUGGACACCAGAGGACAAGACUAAGGUGAAGAUCUGUUUCCUAGCAACAGAUGGAAAAGCGAAUGCCACCCUGGAACCAAUCGUGAAGCUCUGUGACUGUCAGAAUAACGGCACCUGCCUAUUUGAUCAGUACUCUAGUCGAGUGAACAUCGUUCAGGACCGAUUUGGGGUGGUGUUAUGCCAAUGUGAGCCCGGCUGGUCGGGAGAGUUCUGUGAAGAGAACUACGACGCGUGCGCAGACAACCCGUGUUUCCUGAAUGUUGAUUGCGUGGAUGAGGAUCCACCCUCGUUGAACAGCACCUGCGGACCUUGUCCAGCGGGACUUGAAGGGGACGGGAAAACCUGCCAAGAUAUUGAUGAGUGUGAGCUGUACAGAGACCAGCCAGCUAGCGGUGGUGGACUGGGCUGCGACCAGAACUGUAACAACAUCCUCAUGAACUUCACGUGUAGCUGCAAUGCUGGAUACUUACUGCAUGAAGAUGGGAAGCGAUGCAUUGGAAUUGUCGAAUCAACAACUGAAUCAAGUCAAGAUGCAGUGACAAAGUCCACCACAGAAAAAGAAUCGGUGACGUCCAUGAAAACAAUAGCAGUGUCUAAUCUCAUGCCGUCUACCGAAGGAUCAGUUAAUGAGCCUAUGCACACUUCUGUAUCUUCUGAAACUGUCGUAACAACAUCUGCAAGCAUCACUUCAGAAGAAUCACCUGGGAUCGCAGCAACGGUGGCAACUACUGAGAAUCCCGCUACUCAAGAGUCACCAACAGUGACUGGAAAGCCACCAACACAAUCUAAUGAAGACUCCAUAACUGAUUUGUCGACAACCACUAAAGGCGUUACAGAAGGUUGUCAUUUGUCUGCGUUGAGCUGUUUGAAUGGAGGGACCUUUGAUGCGGAGUUUUGCGAGUGCGUCUGUCCACUUACGCACUCGGGAAUGACGUGUGCUGAUGAGAAUCGCUGUCUUUCCAACAACAGAUGUGGGAAUGACCAAUACUGUUUACCAAGCAAUGAUCCGUUGGGAUUUACUUGCCACUGCAAUAUCAUCCAAGGAUUUGUAGAAGGUGAUUCUGGUCAGUGCCAACAUUACCCAUCCAAGAAUGCCGUGAUUACUGUCCUUAUGGACUUCAACGAUGCCUUCAAAAACCCAGCGUCGAAAGCUUUCAAUAAAACUGCAGCCGUGUUUGAGAAUACAAUUUUGAAGACUCUUAAGGAACACCCAUCAACCAAUGGCGUUUUGUCGGUGGUAGUUCCUUUAAUGGAGGAGGGCAGUGUGGUCAUCAGAUCUGUAGCACUGUUUGAAACUGCUGCACCGUCCAACGCCAUUAUACGUGAAGUGCUGGCGAACAGUGAUACACUGACUGAUGGCAGUACAGUCAUUGACAUCGAUCAAAACUCGAUCCUUGUGGAUGAUGAGGCAAUAGACUGUGUACCGACUUACUGCAUGAACGGUGGGACGUGUGAGACAUUGGGCAUCUUUCCUUAUAAGAACUACGCAUGCAGGUGUCCUGAGUCUUUUAGUGGUAAGCGAUGUGAGUCCGAAGUGUUGCCACAUCCAGAAGAUGGAUUGUCAACAUUGGCCCUAGCUUUCAUCAUCAUUGGGUCUCUCGCUUUGGCUGUCGUGGUGGUAGUCAUGCUAGUCUGCAUUGUUCUUCACAACCAAAGCCUGCAGGCAAAGGUUUCUGCCAACCACCGGAAUAAGGUUGCCCCGAUUAUAGUUGAGGAAGCGACAAUGACUAAUCGUGUGGUGGACAACAUCAGUUACCCACCUGACCUCCAGCAGGGUUUGGCAGGCCGUGAAGCGUUUGCUAUGUCAUAUAUGGUGAUAGGCAUGGAGAAUCGCAGUGACGGGACAGCAGAUGACGUCGCUGGCCGCUUGGAUCGCAAUUCUCGUGUCUGUUAG